AUGGGCAACAUCUGCGGAAAGACAGAGCCAGAGGCUUUUUCGCAACCUGGCAGAGUCUUGGGUUCCGCUCCCACUCCAGCCGCGGGCACAGCGCCUGUUCCAAAAAAGGUCGGAGGCCCCCCAAGGACUUUGGGAAGUGGCCCAGCUGUGGAAGCUUCAGGAGAUACGGAUGACGCCCGGAGGAAAGCCGCGGAAGCUGCAGAGGCGCGCGCAAAAGCAUCCUCAAAGCCAGGUGGAAAGUUGCAGACACAACUAGCAGCACAGAAGAAACAGACACGUUCAGAAACCCUCAAGGACGCCGGCCAAGAGCAACUGCGAGCGCGUGAGGCCGAUCAAGCAGCUGAAGCACGGAAUUGGGCAUGA
Fusarium tjaetaba is the source of this 363-nucleotide messenger RNA. RefSeq lists its product as uncharacterized. The transcript has 2 exons. Bases 1 to 363 code for a protein of 120 amino acids. The record is from RefSeq and is a predicted model, not a curated record. NCBI's taxonomy places the organism in Eukaryota, Fungi, Ascomycota, Sordariomycetes, Hypocreales, Nectriaceae.